This is a messenger RNA of Penicillium cinerascens, 617 nucleotides long. RefSeq names its product monothiol glutaredoxin GRX5. The record is from RefSeq and is a predicted model, not a curated record. The transcript has 3 exons. Bases 99 to 557 code for a protein of 152 amino acids. Lineage: Eukaryota; Fungi; Ascomycota; Eurotiomycetes; Eurotiales; Aspergillaceae.
AACGGCCAACGACCGAUUAAAUAAUACUAACAUCGUCCCCGACGGCCUCUUCCUCUUUCGCUCGUCUUCCCUUCGGCAUCGCAACAAGAGCGGAAAUCAUGUUCUCUCGAACUGCAUUUUCGGCCUUCCGUCCGGUCGCGCGGCCGACCUUUCUGCGUCCCGUUCGCUCCCCGGCCUUUGUGCUUCCCUCUGCCCUUCAUGCGCGCCUCUUGUCCUCGGAAACCAAGGCGGCAAUUGAAAAGGCAGUUGCCUCAGCGCCCGUGGUUCUCUUUAUGAAGGGCACUCCGGAAACGCCGCAAUGUGGCUUCUCGCGCGCUAGCAUUCAGAUUCUGGGUCUGCAGGGCGUUGAUCCCAAGAAGUUUGUCGCAUUCAACGUGCUCGAAGAUCCCGAACUGCGUCAAGGUGUCAAGGAAUACUCGGAUUGGCCGACCAUCCCACAGCUGUACCUGGACAAAGAGUUCGUCGGAGGGUGUGAUAUCUUGAUGUCCAUGCACCAGAAUGGAGAACUUGCCAAGUUGCUUGAGGGCAAGGGCGUUCUGGUCGCGGCGGAUCAGUAAAUUGGUAAGCCCGUACUGAGGAUGCAAAUGGCAUCCCCGUAGCGGGUCGUAUCUUUGUAC